AUGACUUCCUUGACCCAGCGUAGCUCCGGGCUGGUGCAGCGCCGGACAGAGGCCUCCCGCAGCGCUACUGCCGACAAGGAUCGGGAGGCGGGAGUCGGCUCUGAGGAUGAAGGCCGCCGGGACGAGCCCGGCGACGACGAGAAGGGCGACUCCAAGGAAACGCGGCUCACCCUUAUGGAAGAGGUGCUGCUCCUGGGCCUCAAGGACCGUGAGGGUUACACAUCAUUUUGGAAUGACUGCAUAUCCUCAGGAUUGCGUGGCUGUAUGUUAAUUGAAUUGGCAUUGCGGGGGCGUCUUCAGUUAGAGGCUUGUGGAAUGAGGCGGAAAAGUCUAUUGACAAGAAAG
Empidonax traillii (willow flycatcher) is the source of this 345-nucleotide messenger RNA. RefSeq names its product Golgi phosphoprotein 3-like. Gene Ontology annotation, cellular component: trans-Golgi network; cytosol; Golgi cisterna. The transcript has 2 exons. NCBI's taxonomy places the organism in Eukaryota, Metazoa, Chordata, Aves, Passeriformes, Tyrannidae. The annotation marks the transcript as partial. The record is from RefSeq and is a predicted model, not a curated record. Gene Ontology annotation, biological process: Golgi vesicle budding; retrograde vesicle-mediated transport, Golgi to endoplasmic reticulum; Golgi to plasma membrane protein transport. Gene Ontology annotation, molecular function: phosphatidylinositol-4-phosphate binding.